Molecule: messenger RNA, 1065 nt
Organism: Armigeres subalbatus
Lineage: Eukaryota; Metazoa; Arthropoda; Insecta; Diptera; Culicidae
Exons: 1
Coding region: 1-1065 (354 amino acids)
Biological process (GO): DNA integration
Molecular function (GO): nucleic acid binding
Source: RefSeq, a predicted model, not a curated record
AUGAUACCUUUAAAAUCACCAUUGCGUUGGGUCAACCCAUAUUUAGACGAGGAUGAAAUACUUCGUGUCGGGGGACGGUUGAAACAAUCGGACGAGUCUGAAGACACCAAACACCCUGCAGUUCUACCGGCACGCCAUCAGUUCACCCGUUUAGUUUUGCUCCACUACCAUUUGCGUUUGUUGCACGCUGGACCACAGCUUUUACUGAGCACUGUUCGUCUUCGUUUUUGGCCUUUAGGAGGAAGGAAUGUGGCGAGACACAUCGUUCAUCAGUGCAAAAAAUGUUUCCGGGCUAAACCACAUCCUGUCCAGCAAUUCAUGGGAGAUUUACCCGCAGCCCGGGUCACGGUAGCUCGUCCUUUUUCAAAAACUGGCAUAGAUUACUUUGGACCUGUAUACGUACGGCCAGGACCAAGGCGAGCAGCAGUAAAGGCAUACAUUUGCCUUUUCGUGUGUCUAUGCACCAAGGCAGUUCACCUCGAGCUCGUGACUGGCCUGUCAACGGAACGGUUUAUUCAGGCACUAACACGAUUCGUAUCACGAUUCGUAUCACGCAGAGGUCCUAUUACUGAGCUCUGGUCCGACAAUGGGACCAAUUUUUUUGGGGCUCGCAACAAAUUGCGAGAGCUCUUUAUUUUGCUGCGAGACAAGAAUCACCAAGAGAAAAUUACCACGGAACGCGUCAACCAGGAUAUUCGUUGGAUUUUCAGGUCUCCAAGUGGGCCACAUUUUGGAGGGUUAUGGGAGGCGGCUGUACGCUCUGCAAAACACCAUAUUCUGCGUGUUCUAGGGAACGAACCCGUGUCCAUUGAGGAUAUGAAUACGCUGCUCGUUCAGGUAGAAGGCUGCCUGAAUUCACGACCACUAACAGCAAUGUCGGAUGAUCCGAAUGAUCUAGAACCUCUCACACCGGCACAUUUCCUAGUUGGGUCAUCGCUGAAGGGCUUACCGGUGGAGGAUUUAUCCGAUGUACCUGUAAAACGUCUAAACCAUUAUCAACAGCUUCAACAAAAACAAAAACCGGUGGAGGCGGGAAUACCUGUGUCAACUGCAAAACCGUACUAA